AUGUGAAAUCUGGCUGUUAUUCUGGCAAGAUAAAUAUAAGCGUUAGCCCCCCGCCAUUUUGAACAUCUUCCGAAUCUUCUCCGCCGCAUCAUAACGCCAUUAUCAUCAUCAUCACUGUACCGACUUUACCGAAUUCUCAAUUCGAUUUUCUCUGGUUACGAAUGGAUCCGGUUCUUCUGGCGGCGGUGGUCUCGAUCCUCCUCGGGGCUCUGAUCGCACUCGUUUUCUUGGGGAACUACUUCUUGAAGCGCAGAUCCGAAGUUGAAUCCAUUUUCAAACCGGAACUCCAAUCCGACAAGAAUCCCAAGCCCGCCAAGCCUCCUCAAUCUUUCUCCAAGAAGUCUCAAUUCAAGCAUCACUCCCAUGCCGCUGAUAAGGAUCAGAACAAGCGACAUCAUCCGUUGGAUAUAAAUACACUGAAAGGGCAUGGAGAUUCAGUCAAUGGUCUGUGUUUCUCUCCUGAUGGGAGGAAUUUGGCAACAGCAUGUGCUGAUGGAGUGGUCAGGGUAUACAAGUUGGACGAUGCUUCAAGUAAAAGCUUCAAGUUCCUAAGAAUUAAUGUGCCUCUUGGUGGUCAUCCAACAGCAGUCACAUUUGGUGAUGACUCAAGCUCUGUAGUUGUGGCUUCUCAAACUCUAUCUGGCUGUUCUUUGUUCAUGUUUGGAGAUGAAAGGGCCAAAACUGCCAAUGAAACUAAGCAACCAGCCAAACCUCCUGUCCCUGAAAUCAAAUGGGAACGUCUCAAAGUCCAUGACAAAAGAGCUAUCCUGACCCUAUUUGGAACAACUGCAAGUUAUGGCAGUGCUGAUGGGAGUACAAUUAUUGUCUCAUGUUCAGAAGGGACUGAUAUUAUGCUUUGGCAUGGAAAAACUGGGAAGAAUUUGGGGCAUGUUGACACCAAUCAGCUGAAAAACAACAUGGCUGCUGUAUCUCCCAAUGGGCGGUUUAUUGCUGCUGCAGCUUUUACUGCAGAUGUGAAGGUCUGGGAGAUUGUAUAUUCAAAGGAUGGUUCAGUCAAGGAGGUUUCAAACGUUAUGCAGCUCAAGGGGCAUAAGAGUGCAGUAACUUGGUUGUGUUUUACUCCUAACUCAGAGCAAAUCAUCACAGCAUCCAAGGAUGGUUCAAUAAGAACAUGGAAUAUCAAUGUUCGAUAUCAUCUUGAUGAGGACCCCAAAACCCUGAAGGUUUUUCCUAUCCCACUUCAUGAUUCCAGUGGCAGUACUUUGCUCUAUGAUCGACUCAGUAUUUCUCCUGAUGGAAAGAUAUUGGCAGCCACCCAUGGUUCCACAUUGCAGUGGUUGUGUACCGAGACUGGAAAGGUCUUGGACACUGCUGACAAAGCCCAUGAUGGUGACAUCACAUGCAUUGCAUGGGCACCUGAGCAUCUUCCAAUAGGAGAUCAGAAAUCCUUGGUUUUAGCUACAUCCAGCGUUGACAAGAAAGUGAAGUUGUGGGUGGCUCCUCCACUCCUUACAUCAUAAAGUUCUAUAGCGUUAACACUUCAUAGCGAAGUACACGCCUCCAGCAAAUCUUGUAUACACAAUUUUUCAGGAAAAUAUUGAUCAUACCAAAGUUUUGGCGACAAAGUUUCAUAAAGAUAUAGACACCAUAUGGUGGCUUUGAAUUUUUAAGUGAUCCCAUUUUGAACUUAGUGAUGCUGACGAUGACGUUAAAAGGUUCAAAAAUUCUAAAUGCCUUGUAUACAACUCUAGAGAGACUUGGAUGGAGGAUAUGAAUAAAAUGGUUUUGAUUUACAGAGAAUAAAA
Molecule: messenger RNA, 1766 nt
Organism: Vitis vinifera (wine grape)
Lineage: Eukaryota; Viridiplantae; Streptophyta; Magnoliopsida; Vitales; Vitaceae
Exons: 11
Coding region: 162-1481 (439 amino acids)
Molecular function (GO): protein binding
Source: RefSeq, a predicted model, not a curated record